Molecule: messenger RNA, 3243 nt
Organism: Owenia fusiformis
Lineage: Eukaryota; Metazoa; Annelida; Polychaeta; Sabellida; Oweniidae
Source: the annotation of a GenBank genome assembly
AUGAUAUUUUAUGAAUUUGUUUCAUUAGUCAGUUUACCAACACUACGUUGGGCGUGGUAUAUUAAAGUGAGGGUUUUGGUAGGCAGUUCUGCAGAUGAGUCAGUUGUCAGAGCAACGUUAAAAGACAGCAACACCGGGGACAUAUAUGGCAUACGUGAGGAUACGACUUCAAGUAAGACAGUGUGCCUGGAGUUUAAAGAAAAUAGUGAUUAUCUGCCAUGGUCUACUAGCCUCGUUGAAAUAGAUGUCCAAAACAAAACAUGCAGUGUCAGUAAAGUAUCUCUGACUCUUGGAAUGUACCAAAUUACGUCAACCACACACGUGUUUGCCUUCAUAUCGACCAUGCAACCUUCAAGCAAAGGAAUCGCAAGUGGGAUAUACAGUUCCUUUGGAAGCAGUAUAAUAGUUGCAAGGAGAAGGGCGAAGGCAAAGUGUGAGUGUAGUCAUGAUAUGCUCAGUUGUACAAAACCUAGACCAUCGCUAGGAGUAGGAGUAACAAUAACAUGUCAGCCGACACCAGUUUGCCAAUAUGGUAGCUGGUCUAAAUGGAACAACGUGACUGAGUGUUCUGUUACCUGUGGUGGUGGUAUUAUGACUAAAGAACGUACUCGGACUUAUACUGGCACGUGUGACGGUGUUACUCAUCAGACUGAAACUGAACGAUGUAAUAAUUCAUCAUGUCCGCUUGUAUGUACUUCGCUACCAGAGACGUAUAUACAAGUGUUCCCCAGUGGAUGCACACCUAAAACGUAUGAUGUGAAAAAAUGUAGUGGAAAGGUAUGUGUCCCAAGAAAUCAAAAGAGUGACCCAGGAUCACUCGAGGGUGAGGUAGAAUAUUGCUAUGGACCCACUGAACAGUCCAGUAUCACGGCAAGGUGUACUAAUGGUAGAAAUGUUGAAAAUAUAGAUGCUAUCGUAACAAAGUGCUGUGGUUGUAUAAUAUGCAACAAAAUAAAUGACUCGACCACAUCAUCAUUUUCGAAACAAGAUCGAUCGGUUACUUUCUAUGGAAGAGUAUUUGGCGUCGAUGACAAUAAGCCAUUGAUAUUUGGAGAGGUAUCUUUGGGAACGGCUUUCAAAACAUUCACAGGCUUCACGGGUAACUUCCACUUUAAAGUACCACAGGGCCAGACGCGUAUAGUUGUGAAUGUCAGAUCAAGUAGAUGGUUUCCCCAAAAUCUAGUAGCAACAACCAAAGUAUUUCAUAUACCUGCAGACCAUAUUGGAGAAUUUUAUAAAGAUAUUCCUAUGAUGACAAAAUCUAAACCUGUACUUGUUAACUCAAUGGAUACGAGUCGACUCACUGUAGCAACUGUAAACACCUCAGCAAGUGAACCUCUUGUUCAAAUAUUGAUUCCAUCAAAUCAAUUUGUAAAUAGCAAAGGUGAGGAAUUCACAGGCCAAGUCAAUACUUUUUAUAACUUUGUAGACCCAAGAGACCUUUCGGCAGUUGACUCAAUAGUAGGAGACCUAACAUAUGAGGACGAAAAUGGCAGGACAGGCCCCCUACAGACUUCUGGGAUGUUUCGGUUGGGUUUUGAGAGCUUAAAUGGUGAUGAACUAAAAUUGAGUGGCAGUAUUGAUGUUGCGAUCAAGGCAGAUUUUAUUGACUUGACCAAAGAUCCCCCUGUUCAACUUUACACGUUUAACGAGACAACUGGUCGAUGGGGAAAUCCAACUAAACUUAAACGAGCAUCUAGUAGGCAAAAGAGACAAGCAAGAUUCCCAAGCACCUUUCUAGUGGGGAAUGCGAUACUAAAUGACAGCUACUGGGUUAACUUUGACAAUGAGAUAUUGAACUAUUGUUUUAUAAACAUGAGAAUGUAUGAUUCUUCAGACAGGGAGAUAGCAUGGACGCCCUCUACUGACUUGACAGUCAUGGGAUUGGGCAACAGACCAGGAAUUAGUGGAUGGGAAAGCAUCACAACUGGAGGAAUGACUCGUGACAGCUAUUCAGGUUUAAAGACGACAGAAAACUGCGUCUUGACAAUCUGUGGAGCAAACAAUUUCAAUGCGUACUUGUUUGCCGCAAAUGAAAAUGGCCCAUUCUCUCCAUCAGUCGCACUAGGUGGACGUACCCCUGAAUAUGCACCUGUUAACAGCAUACCUGGAUUCACUGUUUCUGUUCCAGGAACUACCCACAAUGGACCACUCCAUACAUCUGCCCCUCUAGGUGCCCCACUAGCUAACACGAACGGACCAGUAUACCACACUGUUGAGUCUAUUAGUAGACUUGACAACCCACUGGCAUGUGAUAGCAAUGAACACAUUAAUUAUUGCCGCUUCAAUUGUCGUACACGUGUUUCUUCAAAUCCAAAAUGUGCCCUCUGUGAACAAACUGAUGCUUCAGGCUAUGUUGAUGGUCAACGCAAGUGUGAUUUUCACGGCUGGUGGUCGUUAUUGCGAUGCCAGGAAGCAACAAACAGGGAUCCUCAUUACAAAUUUUAUAAAAAAGAGGACACGUUGAUAGAGUACUCUGAGUGUCUAACAAUUCUACAAAUCGAAGGGAUUUCUCCUUCUUGUCAAGGGAUGCCCUCAAAAUCGCAUUUGGCUUGGUUUCCAAAAGCUCCAGAAAUAUAUAGAGCAUAUUAUAUAAAAAUUAAAGUAAUGGUCAAGGGUCGUCCAUCAGAUGAGUCGGUAGUCAGGGCCACAUCUAGACCUAGCAGUAGCACAAAUGAAUUAUAUGGCAUACGUGAAGAUACGACCUCUAAUGGGACAGUGUGUCUGGAGUAUAAAAGCAGUGGUGAUAUAUUUAUAUAUAAAGCACCAAAUUUUGUUAAGUCUACUGCGACUACCCUUGUUGAAAUAGAUGUCCAAGCCACGGCAUGUGAAAUCCGUGUAGUGGCUCCUGUUCUUCAAAGUACCUACCGCAUACCGUCUGAAGAACAUUUGCUUGAAUUCAAACCUCCUUUGGGCUCGCAACAUGAAGGGAAUGAUAGUGGGUUAUACCAUGCGGAUAAAAAAAAUAUGAGGGAUGCCAAGAAUUUGGCGAAGUCAAUGUGUGAGUGUAGUGAUAUCAAAUUGGCAAGCCCUAAGGACUGUAGUCCUCCUCUUUCGACAGGCCAUGCUAUUGAAGUGACAUGUUCAAAACCUUAAUAGCCUUAGUGAAGUUAAUGCUAUACAAAAUAGUCUAUUGGAAAAUUUAGGCACGGGUUUGGGGAAAAUGCUUACGGAUUUGGGUUAAAAAGCCAUUAUAGGCGUGUUUUUGUCAUUAGAAAAAUUUUGCAACUCACUUAAUAGCAU